GCAAGACAUAUGUCUUAACGCCUAUUCUAUCUCUCUGACUCUGAAGUACCUAAGUUGGACAGCCAGGCAGAGCUAGAAGACCUCUCUGGUAUUGGUUACAUACGAAGACACACAGGACUGGAGAGAUAGCAUGCAUGGAAAUCCAGGAACCAAAGAUGAAUGGAACGGUCCCAGUGGGAGCUGUGGGAUACAGGCAGGAACUUGAGGGUUUCCUGCCAAGCCAGGGAGCUGCUCCUGGGAGGAAGCCAGAUCAGUUCAUGGAUUUCGAGGGGAAGACAUCAUUUGGAAUGUCCGUGUUCAAUCUCAGCAAUGCCAUUAUGGGCAGCGGCAUCCUGGGGCUGGCCUAUGCCAUGGCUCACACAGGGAUCAUCUUCUUCUUGGCCCUGCUGCUAUGCAUUGCACUUCUGUCUUCAUACUCCAUCCAUCUCCUGCUCAUCUGUGCCGGUGUUGUAGGCAUUCGAGCCUAUGAGCAGCUGGGACAGAAGGCACUGGGGCCUGCUGGGAAGGUAGUGGUGGCCAUGGUCAUCUGUCUACACAAUGUUGGGGCCAUGUCCAGUUACCUGUUCAUCAUCAAGUCCGAACUCCCACUGGUUAUUGGCACCUUCCUGGGCAUGGACCCUGAAGGGGUCUGGUUCCUGACUGGAAACCUCCUCAUAAUCAUUGUUACGGUGUUCAUCAUACUGCCCCUGGCUCUCAUGAAACACUUGGGCUACUUGGGUUAUACCAGUGGUCUUUCUCUGACAUGUAUGGUGUUCUUCCUCAUAUCAGUCAUCUACAAGAAGUUUGAGCUUGGUUGUGCCAUAUGGCACAAUAAAACAGCAGAAAUCCAAAGCAAUAGCUCCCCUGGCCUUCUCUCUGAGGGGUUCAACAGAAGCUGUGAGCCCCAGAUGUUCACAGUAGACUCACAGAUGUUCUAUACAGUGCCUAUUAUGGCUUUUGCCUUCGUCUGCCAUCCAGAGGUGCUGCCCAUUUACACGGAGCUCAGCCGGCCCUCCAAACAAAGAAUGCAGGCUGUGGCCAAUGUGUCCAUUGGGGCCAUGUUCAUCAUGUAUGGGCUCACAGCGACCUUUGGAUAUCUCACCUUCUACAGCAGCGUCGAAGCGGAGAUGCUACAGAUGUAUAGCCAGCAGGACCUGCUCAUUCUCUGUGUACGCCUGGCUGUGCUGCUUGCAGUGACUCUUACGGUGCCAGUUGUGCUGUUUCCUAUCCGUCGGGCCCUGCAGCAACUGAUCUUCCCAAGCAAGGCAUUCAGCUGGCCCCGUCAUGUGGCCAUUGCUCUCAUCAUCCUUGUAUUGGUCAAUGUUCUUGUCAUCUGCGUGCCAACCAUACAGGAUAUCUUUGGAGUGAUUGGGUCCACUUCAGCCCCCAGUCUCAUCUUCAUCCUCCCCAGUGUUUUCUACCUUCGAAUUGUGCCCUCUGAAGUAGAGCACCUCUUCUCCUGGCCCAAGAUCCAGGCUCUCUGUUUUGGUGCCCUGGGAGUGAUCUUUAUGGCCAUCAGUCUAGGCUUCAUGUUUACCAACUGGGCCACAGGCCAGAGUCACAUAUAUGGACAUUGA
Molecule: messenger RNA, 1556 nt
Organism: Suncus etruscus (white-toothed pygmy shrew)
Lineage: Eukaryota; Metazoa; Chordata; Mammalia; Eulipotyphla; Soricidae
Gene: SLC38A5
Product: solute carrier family 38 member 5
Exons: 16
Coding region: 135-1556 (473 amino acids)
Biological process (GO): L-histidine transmembrane transport; serine transport; glycine transport
Molecular function (GO): glycine transmembrane transporter activity; L-glutamine transmembrane transporter activity
Source: RefSeq, a predicted model, not a curated record